Purpureocillium takamizusanense is the source of this 294-nucleotide messenger RNA. RefSeq lists its product as uncharacterized. The transcript has 2 exons. The coding region runs from base 1 to 294 and encodes 97 amino acids. Lineage: Eukaryota; Fungi; Ascomycota; Sordariomycetes; Hypocreales; Ophiocordycipitaceae. The record is from RefSeq and is a predicted model, not a curated record.
AUGCAUCUCCCCACGGCACAUAUCCUCGCGGCGGCCCUGCUGGCCGUCACGCCUCUCGCGGACGCAUACACGUGCAGACCCAAUCGAGUCUACUGCGGCUACCAUCUCGUGGCCGGAGGCGUAACAACCGCUCAGCUGAGCAAGGCGGUGGAACGAAGCGCCUCGGGCAAGGACGGAAACGACCCGGAGCAGAUGCUGUUCCUUUGCGGGAGCGGGGGCAAGAUUAGGUUCAAGAAGGAGUGUCCAACCAAGUGCGAGAUUUGCCCUGGAGCGGUGGGCGAUCAUUGUUCGUGA